Oncorhynchus mykiss (rainbow trout) is the source of this 11786-nucleotide messenger RNA. The record is from RefSeq and is a predicted model, not a curated record. NCBI's taxonomy places the organism in Eukaryota, Metazoa, Chordata, Actinopteri, Salmoniformes, Salmonidae.
AUGACGCUAACAACCCUGUUGACCAGAUGUGGCAUGCACAUGAAGGCCUGUGUAGUGGCAGUGUUUCAGUGGUUUGUGGGGUGUUAUAACAACAGUUCUGCUGGACCGGCCAGUGGUCUGUCUAAAGCCCCGGAUUGUCGAGGACUCCACCCCAUCACCUGCUCACAGGGCUGUCUGGAUGGCGGGUACGAUGUGGCAGCGUUGUCGGGGGAGACGUGUUACUGUGGUCAUUAUGGGAUGGAAGGGCUUGUGGCCAGGGAGUGUCCAGACAUCUCUACUAAAGGGGAGUCAGACACAGUUCCACAAAACAACUCUACAGGGUGGUGUUGUGACUCUGUCUGUCUGCCGUGUGGAGAUGGGAAGGACAUGUUGGCUGUAUACAGAACACUGGGGCCUUACAUCCGGAAUGUCAGCCUGGAAGUACUGACUGACACAGUGCAUUCUGGGAAGCCUUUCCUCUUGGAGGUUUCUGGAUACCUGGCGGCUCCUCCCACUCAGCCUACAGGGAUAUAUGGCCUGGAAGGAGAGAACCUAUCAUCUGUGGAUGUUCAAUUCAGUGGGAAGGCCCACAAAGGUCAAAGUUCACACAGCGUCAUCGUCCAGGACGAUGGCUUCUUCACCUUCUCCUCUGAUUGGAUGCUGGAAAACCCUGGAACAUACCAAAUUAAGAUCUCAGUCUCCAACCUCCUCUCCCAGCUCUUCUCCUCCCUCUAUCUCUCCGUCUUGCGUCCCUCUCCAGAGGGGUUGGAGGUCAGCCUGGUCCAGGGGCAAGGGGGUACCCCCUCCUGCCUGCCCUACCCAGCCCAGGACACCCUAUCCCAGGCUCUGGAGAAGGCCUACCUGGGUGAUAGCCUCACCCUCCAGGCAUAUGUAGGAGCUGGAAUCAGGGUGCAGUUCCACUGGAGAUUCAUCAGUGAUAAUGAAAAGGAAGAGGAAGAGGAGGGGAAGAGGAGGGAUGUAAAGAUAGACUGCCUUCCUGAUUCUGAUUGUCUGAGCAGCACUGUGGCGGUGGUGAGGCGUGUUGUGUGUAAUUUGACUCUGGAGAGUCGGUCUGGGUACCAUCUGGCUGCUGGUCAGAACAUUUCUGUGGACCUGCAGCUCUACACCACGCAGAGACAGAGCCUAAUGCUCAACCUCACACUGACCUACCAGGGAAAACACAGCGUCAACCAAGACCAUGUCCACAACCUCAACCAAACCUUCAAUCAUGACGAUGCUGACCAUGAAAACAAUCAAAACCAUGACCAAACAGAAGAUCACAACCUCAAUCAAAACCAAACCUACAGUCAUGAACUUGACCACUUCUACAACUUUACCCUAGCGCUUGAACUCAACCACAACCAAACCCAUGGUCAUGACAAUGACGAUCACACCAUGUCCCUCCAAUUCACCCACACCCUCUCCCUGUCCUCCUACCCCCAGCUCUCUAGCCCCCUGCACCUCUGCUCCUCCUAUGGCCAGACCAGCUGCCACCUCCAGUUCCACCUGCACUACCCCCUCCCCUCCACCGUGGGACAGUAUACCCUAUCAGCCACAGUCUUCUCCCUCUCUGAUUCUGCUGUGCCGCUACUCUCCGCCUGUCUCCCUUGCCCCCUGGUGGUGUACGACCGCAUACGCACCCUCUGGCCGGCUGGAACGUGGAGCGCUGUGGUUCCGUCACGGUCAGAACUCAACCUCACGGUCACCAGCCAGGCUGACCACAUGGGUUCUAAGGUGCUUUGGACAGUUGCUAGGGGCAACACUACUGUGCUCAACAGGAUCACUGAGGGCUGGACCGUGACCAUGACAUUCUCGAUCGCAGGGACCUAUCUGGUCACGGUCAAAGCCUUCAACCCAAUCAGCUGGGUUGGCUUCCACACACACUUCCUGGUCCAAGAUCCAGUCGGAGAAUUUUUGUUGAACAUUCCAAGAGUAGUCACGGUCAACUGUCCGACCGCAGCGUUGUUCACCAUCACAACAGGGUCGAACAUGUCUGUGGUGGUGUUAACGAACACAUCCGUGCUGUACCAGAACAACAGCUACACAGCAGGGGAGGAGGUGACCGUGGCUGGUCAGAAAGUGGUCACACACGGUCACCAUGGAUAUAACUCUACCACCUGUCACCUGGCCGAGCCUAGCCCUCAGUACCAAGGAGCUUUGAUUUUAGCACAUGAGGUAACCACGGAGGAGCCAAUUGGUGACGUCCUCUUAGUGUUGGCCACACCUGCCGUGAUCCGAUUAGCUGACUUCAUCAACGCAACAGCUUUAGUGGUCAGAGGCGGGGCCAUGGUGUUUGAGUGGCAGGUGUCUCUCCCAGAAUUCACCACUCACAGUCACACAGACAGGAACACCAGUGUGAGCUCCCUUCAUCUCCAGGCAGUUGUUCCAGGGAUGUAUAACAUUACCGUGACAACCUACUGUCCCCUGGGCCACACCUCAGUCAGCCGACACCUAGAGGUCAGGGUUCAUGGCCCCGUGGGUCAAGUUCAGGUCCAGUACCCAUUUGGGUCGGAUAGGGCAGCGCUCCACCUGCAGGCUGUUGGGACCUACGCCACGUCCCUCCUCCUGUUCAGAGGACACUCCUUCUCCCACAGCGCCCAUUUUGUUUUUGACUUCGGAGACGGGUUGCCAACUUCAUAUGUGAACGGUGUCUCUCAUUCGCUGGGAAAGACUGCAUCCACCUAUCACCAGUUCACUAAAGAGGGAGUGUUCCAGAUCAGAGUGUGGGCCUAUAAUGAGUUCUACAGAAGUAUGGCUACGGAACGUGUGUUCUAUGUAGAGAAGGUUCCAGCGGGUCUAGACCUCUCUGCACACUCAAGUGUGAUUCAUAAGAACCAGGUGGUUCUCUUUGAGGCUCUGUUAGAACAGGGAACUAACGUCUCAUACACCUGGAGUAUGGGAGACCAGACCACCUAUGUCAAUGCAGGUGCUGUAGUGUCCCACGUGUUCCUGUCUGUGGGUGCGUUUGAGGUGUGUGUGUUGGCUGAGAACAAAGUCGGGAGUGUGAGCCACUGUGUCCCCGUCUCUGUGCUGCACCGGAUGCAAUCUGUGAGUAUCCACACAGAGAAACAGGCGUAUGCCACAAACACUGAUAUAACAUUCCGGGCCCGGACAGAAGAACCGGACCCUGUGGAAUUCCUCUGGCACUUUGGAGAUUCCCGACCCCUUCGGACCACGUCACGCUCCUUAAAAAAGACAUACCACACACCUGACAGGUACAGUGUGGUGGUGGUAGCCUCCAACGGGCUGAGCUCCUUCACCUCCGAGGUGCAUCCUGUCCUGGUCCAGAGAGCUGUGCGUCCUAACAGAUUGCUCCUCCAGCCGUCUGUGGUUCUGAACCACACCGCCAGCUUCACCUGUAGGGUCAACUCUGGAACCAACCUUUCCUACUCCUGGAGCUUUGGAGACGGAACCUCCAGGACGGGAGGGAACACAGAACAGCAUGUAUUCCACAGGACAGGAGAGUUCACGGUUGAGGUGACCGUGUCUAACCUGGUCAGCUCUGCCUCCCUGACCGCACAGAUGUUUGUGGUCGACCGCCCCUGUAAUCCUCCAGCUGUUAAAAACAUGGGACCGCUCAAGAUACAGGCACGGAGGUAUGAGCCAGUGGGUCUGGGGGUGACGUAUGAGGCAGAGGUCCAGUGUGAUGUGUUCCAGGGUCUGGAGUACAACUGGUCUCUGUAUAACUCUACAGGCCUGCCUGUACCUCUACCUCCUGUUCACACAGACAGACAGAGCAUCACCCUACCCAGCCACUUCCUACACUAUGGUAUCUACACCGCUAUAGCCAAGGUCCAGAUCGUUGGCAGUGUGGUGUACAGUAAUUACAGUGUAUGUGUGGAGGUGGUGCCCAGUCCUCUGGUCUCCUUCAUCCAUGGAGGCACCAACAUGUUCCUCAGCAGCAGAAACAGCAGCAUUAUCUCCCUAAACGGACAACUCUCCUAUGACCCCGACUACCCCAUGAACCACCUCAGCUAUAGCUGGACCUGUAAGCCAAUCAGUGCCAUCGACAGCUCGUGUUUCGACCAAUAUGUGCCCACCUCCUUCUCUGUGAUCGUGUUUCCAGUGGGGUUCCUGAAACGGGACUUUGACCAGUUCAGGUUCAUGCUCACGGUCCAGAGUGGAGAACGCUCAUCUACAGCUGACACCUUCAUCACGGUCACACCCAGCCUGCUCAGGAGAGUGUCAGUGUAUUGUUACCAGUGCCAGGGGGACGUAGUGAACUGGGACCAGUCGUUCUCAGUCAGAGCAGUGUGUGACAGCUGUGGCCCCUCCCCCAGAACCAUCAGCUACACCUGGACUCUCUACCUGGUCGACUCCUCCAGUAAGGUGGACACAGACGUCCCCUUCUGCCACAGUGUGGAUCUGAGUAUUCCCUCCAACAUCAUUAGUGGCCCUACCUUUCCCCUGCCUCCAGCCCUGACUCUCACCCCUCCAUCAUCACCCCCGCACACACCCUCAACCACAGCCAGCGUGAUGUCCUCAUCCACAGAGAUAUCCUCAAAUAUGACAUCAAUCCCAGCCAGCUUGGUGACCGGUCUGAUGUCAUCAAACGUGACCAGCCAUACUGAGAUACAAACUACGACCCCCACAACUCCCGACCCAGUCCCCCUGCCUCCCUUCCCCCUCUCUUCUCCAUCACCUGGUGGUCGCCCCCGGAAACAGAGGUCACAGGGUUCAGUAGAACUUCAGAAAAUCAAUAGCGCAGCUGGGAACAACCAAACACCAAACUACAGCCCUCCAUUUCUCUCUUUACCAAACCACAGUGUUUUGGCCAACCCUUCACCAAACUCCUCCCCCGAGCCCAUCUCUGCUCCAAUCAGCUUCACUCCUGAUACACCUGAGCCAGACUUGGGAGGGUUUGACCCCGGUGGGCCCCCUUACCUCAUCUCAGAGUACUCUGUAGUUACCUUAGACGAUGGCAGCAUCCUUUACUCUGCCCCACUUGGCCAGAGUGACAUCAUCGAGGAAUUCCCCAUCGAUCCUGAUUUUCCCAAUGACUACGACUUCCCUUUCCCCGUCCUGGAGAGUGGAGAUGUGAGUGGACGUCCUGUUGAGGGCUCCUUUCCUGGACAGUCAGUCAGUGGUGGAGUGUUAGGACCCUUCCCCGGAUCAGAUUAUAAUGUUCCCUUCCUGGGGAUAGAGGAGGCAGACCCGGGAGCGUCAGUGGGCAGACCAACAGGUGUGGGUAGUGGGAGCUCCGAGAGCUCAGAGGGGGACUCUCCUCCUGCUGUCCCAGGAUCAGCUGAGGAUGAGGGGAGUAACCUGAUGGACUCCAGCCCCUCCCUGGUGGUCCUUGACCCCACACUACUAGACCUGCCCAGAGAACUGUUAGAGCAGGAGCUGUUUGAGUCCUACACAUACACAGGAAUCUCCUCUGCUCUCAUCACAUUCAGACCUUUCACACUGAGAGCAGGAAGCAGAUACAUGUUGGAGGUCACAGCUAACUCCCACGAUACAGUAGUGGGGCGGACUCAGCUGUUCCUGUCCACUAGCCCCAGUCCCCAAGGGAUAACCUGUCAGGUGCAGCCUAGCAGUGGCUUCGAGAUACACACACACUUCAGCAUCUUCUGCACCUCUGGGAAAGAGGACCUGCUGUAUGAGUACAGUUUCAGUAUAGGAAACAGCCCUCCUAAGACCCUGUACCAAGGAAGAGACUUUCAGUACUUCUUCAACCUGCCAUCUGGAGACCCUCAGGAUGACUAUAAAGUCACUAUCUAUACAGAGGUCCGGAACAGGUUUGGAGCAGCAACUGCACCCUGUCCUGUAACCGUCACAGUCCACCCCAGCUUCAUCAGGAACACCUCCUCUAACUACAACCCUGAUAAGGAACUGUAUUUUGAGUCAGGUUUGAGGAACCUGUCUGAUCUGGUCCAGUUGGGGAACAGUGUCGAGAUCCGUAACUACAUCAUCCUCCUGUCCAACGUCCUCAACAGACUCAGCCAGGACCCCACAGCCAACACACACACUCAGACACACACACGCACCGCACUCAUCAACGCUGUUUGUCAGCUCGACAUCAAUGACCAGCGGUCCAUGACAGACAACAUCUACAUGCUCAAAGACCUGAUGCACCUCACCCACCAGGUAUCGUUAGCCAGUAUCAGUGUGGUGGUGGUGGUAUCGUUAGCCAGUGCCAGUGUGGUGGUGGGUCAAGUCCAGUCCAUCUCAGACCUGUUCCACCAGCCCAGUUUUCCUGUUCCCUACCUAUUGGACAGCUGGACGCUCAACACUCUGGUCACACUGCUGUCAUACAGCCUGCAGGCCACCCCCACUACUAAUGAUGUCAGGCAAGACCAGGCCACUGCUGAUGAUGUCAUACAGGCCACGCCUACCCUCAAAGAACAGGCCAUACAACUCACGACUGACAGUCUGCAGACUACUGAUCAAUUACUACUGAAAUACAUCCUGUUCAAUAAGGUCGAGCAGCACAACGUGACCACCAGUGUCAUGGACCUACAGACCACUCACCACGACCGUGGUCUAACCACAGUCAUCAGCUCUGGCUCGGCCACCUUCUACCUGCCUGACUCCCUGGACCUGGUCCUGUACGGUCGUAGGAGGAGAGAAACCGCAGAUGGAACACAGAGUCUCUGUGUCCUCAGCCAGCUGACCACGUUCACGCACAACCUCUACUUCUGGACCAAGACACCUGUACUGCUGAGUGGGCCAGUGAUUGACCUGACUCUGUACAACUGCAGCACAAGGAGAGAGAUUCCAGUACGUUCGCUCUCCCAACCAAUCAACAUCGAGUUCCCCAAAACACCUAGAAAUGUAAGUUCUUUAUCGGUGUUCACUCUCCUGCGUAGCCAGGUGAACUACCACGGUUUGAACAUUACCCAGCAGGCCUUGCAGGAGGCCAUACUGGUCAGUGUGGAAUUCACGCGGCCUCCCAACAAGACCUUUCCCAUCAUGCUCCUCUUCAGGAUGUUUGAGAGGCCGACCCCCAGCUUGUAUCACAUCCACAGCAUCUAUCACUGGGACGGAAACACCACCUACAUCACCCUGCCUCCAUCAUACCUCACUGCUCCAGGGACAGGCUAUCUGGCUCUACUCAACGCUGACUACAAAAAGACCCCCAGACACAAGUACAUGAGCAGACAAGUGAACUACACAUUGAGACUUGAGACCAGCCAGUGUCUGUCCUGGGACCACCAGGAGGGCUGGACACACACCAGCUGCACACCUCAACUAGGACUGACCUCACACACCAGGGUCAACUGCAGUUGUAGCCACUUGAGCCCAUUGACCGUGGUCCAGCAGCAGAUCCAGAGCAGCCAUGACGACUCAGCAGAUCUGGCCCAGUUCAUCAGUCUCCCCAGUGAUGUGACGGUGGUGUGUGUGUGUGUGGUGUGUGUGUGUCUGUAUGCUCUGGGCAUGGUGGUGUGUAAGAGAGCUGACCUCAUCUCAGAGAGGAACCAGGGAGUCUACUACCUGUCUGAUAACGCUCCUUCAGACACACACCUCUACUCUGUUACUAUACACACCGGCCUCCGCUCCUCACCCAGCAUGACCGCCAAGGUCCAUAUCGUGCUGUAUGGGGAGGAUGGGGUGUCACAGACCAGACAACUACAUGACCCAGAAUGCCUUCUGUUCAGAAGGAACUCCAGGAACACCUUUAUACUGAGUACUGUAGACAGUCUAGGCCCUCUGUGGGGGCUGCACCUGUGGCAUGAUAACACUGGCCCCUCCCCCACCUGGUACCUCAGACAGGUGGAGGUGUGUGAGGUGAAGGGCAAGGGGCGGAGCUGGCUGUUCCUAGGCCAGUGCUGGUUGGCUGUUGACGAGGGUGACAGACAGGUGGAGAGGAGACUCAGGGUCUGUGAUCAGGGGCCAGGAUUUACCAAGCUGCUGUAUCUGAAGCUGUCAGAGUACCUGUCAGACUUCCACCUGUGGUUGUCUGUGUACAGUGGUCCCUCCCCUAGCGUGUUCACUCACACACAGCGCCUCAGUGUGUGUCUGCUGCUGCUGCUGGGGUACAUGUGUGUCAACACGUUACUCCUAUCUGGCCUCGAUGACCAAUACACCUCAGAGCUGGGCAUCAUCGACGUGUCUACCGUUUCCCUAACGACGGGGUUGCUCAGCGCGCUGGCUGUGUUGCCCGUAGCGUCCGCGCUGUCCUUCCUGUUCCGUCUGCGUGAGGUCAGAGUAAAGAGGUCAGAGGUCAAACAGGACAUGGUCAGACUGCCAGACAUCUACUCUAUAGAAGCUGAUGCGCUGAUUGUGAGUGACUGUGUGUUUGACUCUCUCUCCUGGAACAAUCUGCAGCAGUGUGCACAGGAGGCCUGGAGGAAGAAAUAUGAGGGCUCAGUGCCGAAUAGGGAUCUGGUAACUCAAAGAGGAGAUCUGGUAAUACGGGGCAGUCAGGAUCUGGUAAGGGAUCUGCUGACCCAGGAUAAAGUCUCCUCAGAUUGCAACUCCAGUGGUUUUGACAGCUUGCUUGGCAGGUUGCUAGGCAACAGUGUCCCAGACAACAACAGCAUUAGCAAGGAGAGGGAUCGUAACCUCAACGAUAGCUCCAAACUGCUAGGCAACAACCAAGUGGGCAACAGUACCAGCAGAUGCUUAGGGGGCAGGCUCAGCCCUCUACCCCGCUGGAGUCACCUCCUAGCCUGGGUACUGUGUUUGGCCCUGGGCCUCUCCUCUCUAGUGGUCACUAUCGUCUUGGGGAUCAGGUUCAGCAGCAGUAAGACUUUACUGUGGAUCCAUUCUGUUAUCUUCUCCCUGCUCUCCUGUGUCUUCCUCAUCCAGCCAGCCGUGAUCCUUGCCGUGGCUGUGGUGGUCUCCUUCUGGCGCAGGAAGCGUCCAGACUUCUCAAGUUUCUCAGCAGUUCCUGGGUUUCAGGCAGAAACUCUGAAACUGUGGACCCAAGAUGGCUCCUGUGUCCCAGAGCUCUUCCUGCUCAGCCCUCCUCAUCCGCCCCAGGAGAGAUGCUCACACUUUGACAGGGUGCUGGCGGCCCGUCAGAGGGCUCGGUAUCUGCGUCUGGUACGCCCACCCACUUCUGGGGAGCUGAGGAGGACAGGGGGGAGGAAGAGGAGAGAAACACUCAUUCGCAAAACACUCAGGGAGAUGGCAGUGUGUGUCUCCAUGCUGUUCCUCCUACUGUGUGUAACCUAUGGCAGCUCCUUUAGAGACCAGUAUCAUCUAAACCAUGCCGUCCGAACACAGUUCACCAGGAGCCCACAUAACCCCUUCCUGUCCAUCCAAACGCAUGAGGAGUGGUGGAACUGGACCUUAACCAGUGUACUGGAUGGUCUGGACUGGGACACCUGGUAUAACAACAUAUCAGCAACUGGGAAGGCAGGUGCUGUCCAGGGAACAUGUAUUCUGAUAGGAGAGCCCAUCUUGAGGAAGAUUGAUGUUUCCAACGCAUCCCAAUGCCAGAAUGCCUCAUGGAAAGAGUCUCUGGGAUGGCGUUACCCAUGGAGGUCGGACUUCGUCUCUGCGGUCAACUCCAGUGUUACACAGGAACUGGGACCACAGUCAGAGUUUGUGUCCAGGCUAGAAUCCCUGAGGUCCGCUGGCUGGCUGGACAGACUAACGGUAGCCAUGGCAACCCAGUUCACCCUCUACAGCCCCCCCACCAACCUGUUCAACAGUGUGAACCUGAUGGCCGAGAGAUUACCUGGUGGAGCUUUGCACACCUCCGCCCGUGUCCAGUCAGCUAGGGUCUACCAUUCACCUACUGUAUGGGACUACUUCAGUAUGGCAUGUCAGCUCGCCCUCCAGAUCUGUUCUGCUGGAGAAAAAGGCAUGCUGGCAUACUUGAGAGACCCCCAGAGUUGGCUCCAGGUCAGUAUACUCCUGGUCAGUAUACUCAUGGUCAGUAUACUCCUGGUCAGUAUACUCCUGUCUGUCUCCCUCCAGGCUAGUAUACUCCUGGCAACCCUGGUGUACUACAUCUACUACAUCUAUCAGUCCAUUCUGACUCUGGAGGUCAUUGACCUGUUGCAGCGACACGACUUCAGGAUGCAUGUGGAUGUCAGCUUACUGUCUACCUCGGAACAGCACACCCAUACACUGCGUGGCAUACUGCUCUUCCUCCUGGUGGUGCGGUGUAUGUGUUUGUCGGGGGUUAACAGAACCAUGGCCGCCUCAGUGACUCUACUCAGACUCACCUUCUCCAGACUUCUCUGGCCAAUGCUGUCAGGAGUUUUCCUGUUGGUGGCCCUGUCCUCUGUGGGAAACCUGCUGCUCCUGAGGAGGUCCUGGGGGUCCAGCUCACUGCCCCACUCCGUCUUCACACUCCUGUCUCUCUCCAGGGGCCAACUGGGCUCCCGGGCCCACUCCCUGCCCGUGGCCUCUCAGCCCCAACAGCUCCACAGCCCCAACAGCGUGUCUUUGUCUUUCUACCAUGGAGCUCUCUGUCUCACCCUCACUGUGGCCUGGACAGCAGUGUUGACUGGAAUCGUCUCCUCGUUAGUGAGAGCUGCUAAACUAGCUGGUAGGAGGAGGAGCCUACUGACUCUCUGUGACGUGGUUGGCUACGUCAGGGAUCGGGCAGCUGUGCUCAUUGGCCAACGCAGACAGAGAUGGACAGAUAGCCAUGCCCACAGGAGAAGUUUUUACCUGGAGGAAUUUGAGAGCCUGGUGGAUGAGCUGCAGUUUAGACUAAAUGCCUUCUCUAACAGUCUGCACCACACCCUACAUCCUAAAGAUAUCUUCUCCCCCACCCAGAGCCCCUCCAGCCUGGCCUCACAGCGCUCUGCUGCCAGUGAAACAGCACACGUGACUGAAGAAACACUUCUCAAUGAUCCCCCUGACAUCACCAACCUCCCACUGACCUCCAGGGAACACUCACCUGACGCACACCACUACAGGUCUCAGCUUGAGUUGGAGACCCUCCACCAUCUGCAGCAGUCAGGCCAGAGGAGGCAGACCCCGGCCCCAGCUGGAGGACUCUCAAGAAGGGUUGGGCCAUCCGUCAGUCCCCUGCAUAGUGGAGCACCAGGGUGGAUCUCCCGAGAGCACCCAUCAGACAGAAACCUCCAGAUCUCCACCUCCAUAGGGGGGCCAAGCUACCUCUCCUCCCCAGAUUCGGUGCACCUAGCUGAGGCUCGGACAUGGGACAACAUGCCUCAGAUCCAGAGCCUAACAGGCUGGAUAGAUAAUCAGCUGGUUAAGACUGUGGUUCUGGAGAAUCAGAUCAGCCACUGGACCACUGUCGGUCGGUCUGGUAAGAAGAGCCACAGAAGUCCCAGAAACACCCAAUGGGCUACAGUAGAGGGGCCCAGCUCCAGAUAUACCACUGCUUCUGGGGUGAUGGAGGGCCAUGGAGGGCCACACAGGGCUGUGGUGGAGGUUAUGGUCCAUGGGAGCCCGGAGACUGAGCCAGAAGAGGAGGGAUUCCUAGGGACAGUCAGACAGUGCUGGGGUUGACACUGUAUGUCGAGUCUAAUGAAUGAAUGGAUGAAAUAAUGAAUUAUCUUCAUCAAUAUGCUAUUCAAGAGGGAUAUUGUGAAAAAAAUAUGUUUAAAUACUCUGUGUGGAGAGAAUCAAGCUUAAUUACAAGUAUUCAGUAAGCCACUGCUUGUGUCACCAUGUCUAUUUUCAAAAACAUUAAAUAAACAAUGUGCCCUGGUUGUAAAACAAAUAAAUAAAUGGUGUGUAAAAUACAUUCUCAAAUAAAUGGUGUGCAGGAUAGGGUGAGGGGAGCGCACACUGUUUCUUGAAAGAAUGAACAUUACAACAUGGCUCACUGACUAACCAAUAUGUUUACAGGACAGUUGCAUUGUUGCAGCAAUCCAGAGACGUCCUUGCACAAUAAAUAAAUAAACCUCUUCAUGAUCCUGUUGAUAUCAAAA